This is a messenger RNA of Erigeron canadensis, 1019 nucleotides long. RefSeq names its product B-cell receptor-associated protein 31-like. Gene Ontology annotation, biological process: intracellular protein transport; endoplasmic reticulum to Golgi vesicle-mediated transport. Bases 124 to 756 code for a protein of 210 amino acids. Gene Ontology annotation, cellular component: endoplasmic reticulum membrane; endoplasmic reticulum. NCBI's taxonomy places the organism in Eukaryota, Viridiplantae, Streptophyta, Magnoliopsida, Asterales, Asteraceae. The transcript has 2 exons. The record is from RefSeq and is a predicted model, not a curated record.
UUCUUACUUUCUUUCAAAAGCCCUCAACUCUCUCUCUCUCUCUCAAAUCAUACGGAGUGGAGUAGUUGAGUAAAUAAAAGGAUUGAGUAAUAAUAAUAAGGAGGCAGUCGGGAAUUAAAGACGAUGAUUGAAAUAUUAUUGAGUGUGAUAUUCUUUGAGAUGGGAUUGAUCUUGAUAUUUGUUUUCAAAACCCCGCUAAGGAAACUUGUUAUCAUGGGUUUGGAUCGGGUCAAACGUGGUCAAGCCCCCCUUGUAAUUAAAGCUGUCGGAUCAACUAUCUUUGUGCUCAUGCUCUCUACUCUUUACAGUUUCUUUCAGAUCCGCAAUGAUGAAGGCGCCGGCGAACUUACUCCCACCGAUCAGAUUCUGGCCGCCCGGCACCUUCUUGAUGCUUCUCUCAUGGGAUUCUCCUUGUUUCUUGCAUUAAUGAUUGACAGACUCCACCAUUACAUCAGAGAACUCCGAAUAAGAAGAAAAAACAUGGAAGCGAUCAAAAAACAAAACCGGAUCAUUGAAAAUGGCAAAACUGGAAGCCAAGAUGAACUCAAAGCUUUAGCGGGUCAAGUAACCACCCUAAAAGAAAGAGUUACACAUCUCGAGUCUGACCUAGAUGAAAAGACAAAAGAAGCAAGCACCGCAGAAGCCAAUGUAGAUGCUUUGAAGAAGCAAUCUGAAGGGUUUCUUUUCGAGUAUGACCGUCUACUUGAGGAAAACCAAAACCUUAGAGCACAGUUGCAGUCAUCAGAUCGAAGAUAGUCAAAAUUGUGAUAACAACAAGGUUACUGAAGAUUUUAUUAAUACAAUUCUCUAAUCUAAUGCCCCUUCUCUUUUGUUUUUCCUUUUAUAUUAUUGGUUUGUGAAUUUUGUGCUUCUUGUAAUGGUGACAUCCUUAUAAUUUUGUUUGGUUUUGUGAUAAACAAAAAAAAGUGGCAGAAACUAGUUAUAGGUAAAAGGGAAAAUACCAGUUGGUUUGUACAAGGAAUGAUUUUCGCACAGAAAUGGAAGUUUACUUUUCUCAA